UAUGGUGACAUUUCCCAGGAUUGUGGCAAAAGGGGAAUAGAUCAAAGUCCUUCAUCAGUGUUGCUGGCAUCCUCUUUGCAGGUAACAAUAAACCAGCUGAGUGAGCUUGAGAAAAUGUGUGAGAAGUUGCAGUGUGAAAACACUGCAUUAGCCUCUGGAUUCAAAGAUGCAAAAACCACAGGUAUUAAUAAAGAGGAAGAGGAGAAAGAUGAUAUAAUGAAUGCAGAUAGCAAUUUAAAAGCUGAGAAAGCUGUUCUUCCUGAUGAACUUAUGGAUCAAAGCGACAACAGUGAUCUGAAAAUGUGUUCUGAUAAUAAGGAAAUGUCCUUCAAACUUAAAGAGUGCAGUUCUUUCGACUAUGAAGAUUUGAAAUUGACCAGCAAAGAAGUUAAGGUACACUUUGCAGAAGUGAGAGAGAAGCUUUUGACUUUCCAGAAUGAACACCUAAAAUUAUAUGAACAGCACUGUCGUAUGAGUUCAAAGAUAUGUGAACUGCAGUCUUGUAUGGAAAUGCUGAAAGCAGAAAAUCCUUUGUUGUCAACGAGUCUGAGCAGUGCUCAUGUAGAUUCUGUGCCAGUGUCACUGUCAUCCAGCCAAGAUGACACGCUGCCUAAACUAGAUGAAACUAAGGCCAUGGAUUCUUCCUCAGACCUUUCUGUAAAUCCCUGUUUGUUAGAAGUAAGUGAUGUGGUUGAUUCUCGUAACAGUGGUCCAUGCAAAUGGACAGAGGAAAUUAAUCAGACAGACAGUUCUGUAGAAGUAAUUUCAGAGGAUGCAACAGAAAUUUUGGUUGAAAAGUAUCAUAAUGAUCACAAUUUGGACUCUGUUAGAGAGCUUGGGAGUAUUACUCCAAGAAAAUCUAACCUUGAAAAUAGAAUUAAAGAACUUCAGAUUCUCUGUCAGACAUAUGAGAAGGCCAUCAAGGUGCUUGAAGAUCAGUUUCGUGUUCAAGAGAAUAUGAAAAAUGAGGAAAUACAAGAACUGAAAGAAGUUAUACUUUCUGAAAGGAAAGAAAUAGAUAAUCUCAAACAGCAAAAUCUAUCUGAAAAGGAAGAAUGGCAGCAGAAGCUGAAUAAUGUGACUAUGGAGAUGGAGUGCAAACUGGCAGCAGAAAGAAAACAAACUGAGAAUCUCUCUUUGGAGCUGGAAGCAGCAAGACUCCAACUACAGGUCCUUGAUUUAAGUUCUCAUUCACUCCUGUGCACAGAUACUGAAAAUAACAUAGAACAAGAAAACAAUAGUCCUUAUAAAUUGAGAGUGCCUGUUGAAAACUCAGCUCUGAAAAACAGUAAUCUUAAAAUAAUUCCCGUUGAGAAAAUGGCUGGAGGAGAUGCCUCUGUGUGUGAAAAUGAAACUGAGACUGCUGAAGCAAGAUUAAUGGAAGAUUACACUGAAAUGAUUUCUGGAGAACAGGAGCGUAAAAAUACUGGAAAAAGAACCAGCUCCUCCAACCAUGCCAAUGCAUUGUCAUUUUCCAGUAGUAGGAUUCUGUGUGCUGGGUAUUUCUCUGAAAAUCAAAUAACCACUGAAAUGCUUCAGGAAGAGGCAAAACAACAGACUGCUGAAAAUUUGAAGCUGAUCUGUGAGACAGAAAAAAACCCAAACAUUGUUGAUUUAAAAAUACAAGCUGAGCAAUCAAACUCAGAGAUGAACUUCCAGGAAGUAGAAACAAUUUCAAAUAGCUCAGCUUUUGCAGAACUGGUGGAAGCUACUGUAGCCGUUAAGGAAGAAAACUCUAGCAUAAAGGAAAAACACAGAUCAGUUUCUAUCAAUAAGCAGGAGUUAUCUCUUCAAGUAGUCUCAUUAGAAAAAGAACCUGAGAACCUUAAGUCUGAGCUGGAG
Messenger RNA from Cyanistes caeruleus (blue tit), 1842 nucleotides. NCBI's taxonomy places the organism in Eukaryota, Metazoa, Chordata, Aves, Passeriformes, Paridae. The record is from RefSeq and is a predicted model, not a curated record.